GGACGGAGCUUCCGGUUACCCGGUUACCAGGCCGCCGGGAGGAGGAAGUGCGCGCUUCUGGCUGUCGGCGAGGCGGCCGCAGACACUCUGCAGCUCAGGGUUAGACCCGUCCCUCCGGGGCCGGGGCCGGAGAGCCCGAGGAGCGCCGGCUGCCUCUGCUGGCGGGACCCAAAGGGGAACGCAACGUGGAAGUGUGGCAGGUUUAUGCAACUGUUACAUUCUCGCGGUUUUCUAAGAAAAAGGAGUCAUAUACAUAGUUACACAGGAUGGAGGGUACAGUACAUUUUGUGCUGUCCUGCUCUGCCCUUUCACCUUAGAAUUUCAAAAGCUUCCUGAGCUCCCGCUGUUCUUUUUCCCCAUGAAGAUCCAUGAGACACUCCUCAGGAUCACCUAAGUGGGUCGCAGCAUCCUGAGCACUAGGUCAUGGUGGAGAUGCCAGAAUGAGAAGGCGCAAGAAUCCUGGUCCCCGUCGACCAGCCGCCCUGGUGACCCGCGCUAGGCCCAGGACAGGGACCUCUGUGCCCACAGUUGCCUCCACUCCCACCACUCCCACCCUGCUUCACCCACAGAGGCCCCCAACUGAAGUUGGUGUGACCUUUGAGGAUGUCGCCGUGUUCUUCUCCAAGAAGGAAUGGUGCCUCCUUGAUGAGGCUCAGAGACACCUGUACCUCGAAGUGAUGCUGGAGAACUAUGACCUCAUCUCCUCUCUAGGUUGCUGCUGUGGAGCAGAAGAUGUGGCGGCACCCACUGAACAGCAUGUUUCUGUGAGAGUGUCACAGGCAAAGAAUCCCAAUGUAGCUUUGUCCUCUCAGAAGAGCCACCCCUGUGAGAGUUGUGGGCCAGUCCUGAGAGACAUUUUCUCUUUGGUUGAGAAGCAGGAAACACAGCAGAGCCAGAAACUGUUGAGGUGUGGGGCAUGUGCAAAGCGGUUUUAUUUCAGCACAAAGUGUCCCCAGCACGAGGAGCAGCACGUGAGAGAGACGCCUUUCAUAAGAGGUGUGGACAGGGCCUCACGUGCCAAGGGCUGCCGUUUCAAUGUGUCCCAGAAGCCUUUUACCUGUGGGGAGGUUGGGCAGGACGUUCUCACCAGCUCAGGACAUAUCCAAGAGCACGCUACUCACACCACGGGUCGGCCAAGUGAAAUGUCAGCAUCUGGGGUUAUGCCAGUACUUUUGGAGGGAAUCACUUUCAAAGAUCUUGCAAAGGACUAUGUGUCCCUAGUGUCUACAAUUCCAUACGUGAUGGUCACUUGGGGUAGGACAAUAGGAGUUAGGGGAAAGCAUAAUUGCUACAGAAUCACACCUAAUAGGGAUUGUGCAUAAUUCUUUAUAUGGAGAUAUGUUUCUUUUACCCUUGUCAGUAACUCAUAAUGUAAUAUCUGAGUCAGAGGAUAGGUGAAUGUUUAACUUAAAGAAAUUGGGAAGUUGUGAUUUAAAGCAAUUGUACAUUUUUGCAUUCUUCCAGCAGUAUGUGAGGUAUUCAGUUCCUCCACAGCCUAGAGAAGAUUUGGUUUGGUCAUUCAUUCUUUAUGUAAACUUUUUUUAUAACUUUGUCAUGCUAUCGAACUGUUGUUUGAUUGCAUCUUUCUAAGUAAGGGUUUCUGGUGAGCCUUUUUUUCAGAUGUGCAUUUGCUAUCUAUUUGGUAAAAUGUCUGAGCAUAUGUUCUGCCAAAUCUAUGAAUUUUGGAAAUUUU
Molecule: messenger RNA, 1693 nt
Organism: Eptesicus fuscus (big brown bat)
Lineage: Eukaryota; Metazoa; Chordata; Mammalia; Chiroptera; Vespertilionidae
Product: zinc finger protein 587-like
Exons: 5
Coding region: 441-1322 (293 amino acids)
Biological process (GO): regulation of DNA-templated transcription
Source: RefSeq, a predicted model, not a curated record